Messenger RNA from Alosa alosa (allis shad), 1062 nucleotides. RefSeq names its product ras-related protein Rab-19 (gene rab19). Gene Ontology annotation, cellular component: trans-Golgi network. NCBI's taxonomy places the organism in Eukaryota, Metazoa, Chordata, Actinopteri, Clupeiformes, Clupeidae. Bases 352 to 1056 code for a protein of 234 amino acids. The record is from RefSeq and is a predicted model, not a curated record. Gene Ontology annotation, molecular function: GTP binding; GTPase activity. The transcript has 5 exons.
CAACUUUUUUCAUAACUGGAAAAUCUGGUAAUCGUAGGUGUUCUUUCCUUUUGAUGACUGUGUGUUUGCGAUGAGAUUGUGCUAAGAGCAGCGGAAUGUGCUCUGGGUCAGCUCCUGGGGUGGUUCUGAGCGGAGAGCGAGGUAGGAGGCAGCCACAGGAUUCCUUGUGGAAUGCAUUUGAAUUCUGAGUAGCUGAGUCCAAAGGUCGCCACUGAAGACAGUUAGAGUUGUGUGUACACUAAACAUGUACAGCCCUGGAAGGAGGAGCUCAGUUUCUUAUGUACUCGAUGGACUUAAGAGUCAUGUCAUUUAUUUCAAUAAGCUGCUGGAAAUAAUAACAGCUCCCCUAAGAUGCAGUGGUGCAGGUGGAUGGGAAACCGAAAGUCAAACACAAGAAGCCAGCCCACGGAGAUGGAGCUAGACGAGGACUCCUGUGAUUUCCUCUUCAAGAUCAUCCUCAUCGGAGACACCAGCGUGGGCAAGACUUGUGUGGUCCACAGUUUCAAGUCAGGAUUGUUUCUUGAAAGGCAGCAGAACACUAUAGAAGUGGACUUCACAGUUCGAACUUUGGACAUUGAUGGCAAAAAGGUCAAGAUGCAGGUUUGGGAUACAGCAGGACAGGAGCGCUUUAGGACCCUCACCCAGGGCUACUACCGGAAUGCCCAUGGUGCCAUGAUCGCCUAUGACCUGACCCGUCACAGCACCUUUGAAUCCCUACCUCACUGGAUCCAGGAAGUGGAGCAAUGUGGAGCACCCAGCAUAGUAGUCAUCUUCAUAGGCAACAAGUGUGAUCUUGAAUCUGAACGUCAAGUGUUGUUUGAAGAUGCAUGUACUUUGGCUGAACAACGGGGGGCACUAGCUGCACUAGAAACAUCUGCCAAAAUGGACCAUAAUAUUGAGGAAGCCUUCUUCUUGAUGGCAAAAGAACUCAUUGUGAGAAGCGGAGGGGUGGUCAAUCAGGAGCCCUACUCAGAGUCCCCUUACCCCUUGCUGCAUUCUGACUCCCACACCAUAAACCUGGAGGAGUCAUCAGAGAAUAAGCCAUGCGGCUGCUGAGAACAG